UUUAAACUUUCUUUUACAGUAUUUUAUGUAAGUAUUGGCAACACUGGUGUUGUAGCUAUGUGAUUUUACAUUGGUUUUAUUCGUAUUUGCGGGAUUAUACUCAUAUUUAACUAGCUAUGGCAGAUGGAAACUCAGCAGAAAAUGAAGGAUUAUCAGAUGUCUCGAAAUCUGAUGUCUCUACCGACACAACAAAGAGCCCAUCAAUUGGACCGUCUGUAGAAACAGAUAUUAUUGAAGAGCCACUUCCUUCCAUUGAAGACGUUGUACUCAUUGAUCCAGAAUGCUUAGAAUUAGACCUAAAUCACCAUCGUAUUGAAAAACUAGAAAAUUUUGAACCACUGAAAUGCAUUGAACGUCUUUACCUACGAUGGAACCUUAUUAAGAAAAUUGAAAACCUCGACACAUUGACAACGCUCCAGGAACUAGAACUCUACGAUAAUCAAAUCACUAAAAUAGAAAAUCUAGAUACACUAGUUAAUCUGGAACAGUUAGACUUGAGCUUUAAUCGUAUAACUAAAAUUGAAAAUUUAGACAAAUUAGUUAACUUGGAAAAGAUUUUCUUAUGUGCUAACAAGAUACCAGUUAUUGAAAACUUGGGUAUGUUAACCAAUUUGACUAUGCUAGAACUGGGUGAUAACAAAAUUCGUAAAAUACAAAAUAUAGAAAUGCUUGUUAAUCUACGUCAACUAUAUCUUGGCAAGAAUAAGAUAACCAAAAUCGAAAACUUGGACACAUUGGUCAAUCUGGAAUGCUUAAGUUUACAAGCUAAUCGUAUAGUUAAAAUCGAGAAUUUGGAUAAGUUAGUUAAUUUAAACGAACUUUAUUUAUCCGAGAAUGGUAUAGAAUUAAUUGAAAAUUUAAAUUCAAAUACCAAUUUGGAAACCUUAGACUUGGCCAAAAAUAGAUUGAAAUCAAUAGACAACGUUGCCGACUUGAAAGAAUUGGAGGAAUUAUGGCUGAAUGAUAAUGGCAUUUCAGACUGGAAAAAUAUUGAAAAUUUGAAAGAUAAUACAAAACUUAAAACUGUUUACUUGGAACACAAUCCCAUAGCCUCAGAUAAGAUGUAUCGCUUCAAGUUGCGUUCUAUUUUGCCGUGGCUUGAAAAAAUCGACGCUACCUUAUGUCGGUAAAAAAAAAUAUAUUAUUUUACGUAAUUAUUUAUGUACUAAUAACAUUCAAUAUGAAAAAAAUCUGAAACUUAAAAAAAUUCAUAUCAGUUUAGAGUUAAUUUUUUU
Zeugodacus cucurbitae (melon fly) is the source of this 1235-nucleotide messenger RNA. It is a transcript of the gene sds22, whose product is annotated as protein phosphatase 1 regulatory subunit 7. Bases 117 to 1130 code for a protein of 337 amino acids. Gene Ontology annotation, molecular function: protein binding. NCBI's taxonomy places the organism in Eukaryota, Metazoa, Arthropoda, Insecta, Diptera, Tephritidae. The record is from RefSeq and is a predicted model, not a curated record. The transcript is spliced from 2 exons.